Molecule: messenger RNA, 2926 nt
Organism: Dicentrarchus labrax (European seabass)
Lineage: Eukaryota; Metazoa; Chordata; Actinopteri; Moronidae
Gene: lgi3
Product: leucine-rich repeat LGI family, member 3
Exons: 9
Coding region: 383-2029 (548 amino acids)
Biological process (GO): regulation of exocytosis
Cellular component (GO): synaptic vesicle
Molecular function (GO): protein binding
Source: RefSeq, a predicted model, not a curated record
CUGGUGUUUUAAGAUUUCCCUGCGUGUGCAACAGUAAAUAAUUCAUUGUCAGCGACGUUGCCUACAGGUCCUGGUGCGGAGAAAAGCUCGUCACUCCUGCAGUGUGCACUCUUGGCAGCAGCUCCUGGGAGAGAUCGCACAGAUCCUGGGAAGCUGCAGAGCACCCACACCCCACCGAGGAUACACAGGACUACCCUUACUCCUCCUCCUCCCUCCCUUCCUCUCUCUCUCUCUCUCUCUUUCUAUCUCAACUCUGCACUCAGCAUUAUCAGAACUGCUGGAGCUGUAGGCAGGCUGACCAUCGUCUCUCAACAAGCCACUGAGGAGAAACUUCCAAGAAAAGCUCGUCAUUCACACGGCUUCCCUUCCCUCCUGCCCAAGGAUGCCGGAGCUCGGACGGAGAUGGACGAGGCUGAUCUGCUUGUCGCUUCUGUGUCUGUGUCUGAGCCUGCCGGGGGAGUCAAACGCCAGGAGAGCCCCCAAGAUACCCCGCUGUCCUGCGACCUGCUCCUGCACCAAAGACAGUGCCUUCUGUGUGGACACCAAGGCAAUCCCCAAGAGCUUCCCCCCUGGAAUCAUCUCUCUGACGAUGGUGAACGCGGCCUUCACUACGAUCCCAGAGGGAGCUUUCUCGCACCUCCACCUCCUGCAGUUCCUCCUCUUGAACUCCAACACAUUCACCAUGAUUGCUGAUGAUGCCUUUGCCGGUCUGUCUCACCUGCAGUACCUGUUCAUAGAGAAUAAUGAUAUCCAGGCUCUAUCGAAGUACACCUUCAGAGGACUCAAAUCCCUGACUCAUCUAUCUCUUUCAAACAACAACCUGCAGCAGCUGCCAAGAGAUCUCUUCAAACAUCUAGACAUCCUCACAGAUUUAGACCUGCGGGGGAACUCUUUCCGCUGCGACUGUAAAAUCAAGUGGCUGGUCGACUGGAUGGAGAAAACCAACACUUCUGUUCCCGCCAUCUACUGCGCCAGCCCCUUCGAAUUCCAGGGACGCAGAAUCCACGAUCUGGCGCCACGAGACUUCAACUGCAUCAGCGCAGAUUUUGCUGUUUACGAGACCUUCCCUUUCCACUCUGUGUCUGUGGAGUCCUAUGAGUUCAAUGGGGAUCAGUUUGUGACCUUUGCUCAGCCCGAUUCGGGGUUCUGCACCCUGUACGUCUGGGACCACGUGGAGAUGGUCUUCAGGAUGUUUCAUAACAUUACCUCUCGCUCUGCCGUGUACUGCAAACCAGUGGUCAUAAGCAACAGUCUGUACAUGGUUGUGGCUCAACUGUUCGGCGGCUCUCACAUCUACAAGUGGGAAGAGGACCCGCAGCGCUUCGUCAAGAUCCAAGACAUCGACACCACCCGUGUGAGGAAGCCCAACUUCGUGGACACCUUCCAGCUGGAUGACGAGUGGUACUUUGUGGUGGCGGACAGCUCCAAGGCCGGCUCCACCAGCAUUUACCGCUGGAACAGCAACGGUUUCUACUCCCACCAGUCCCUCCAUCCCUGGCAUCGGGACACCCACGUGGAGUUCCUCGACGUCGCGGGAAAGCCUCACCUCAUCCUCUCCAGCGCCUCCCAACCGCCGGUGGUUUACCAGUGGAACCGAAGCCAGCGGCAGUUCGUCUUUUUCUCCCAGAUCACCGAGGUGGCAGACGUGCAGAUGGUCAAGCACUUCUGGGUGAGGAAGGUCCUCUACCUUUGCCUCACACGCUUCAUCGGCGACUCCAAGAUCCUCCGCUGGGAAGGCCAGCGCUUCGUAGAGAUCCAGACUCUUCCCUCCCGGGGCUCGAUGGCGGUGUAUCCCUUCACGGUGGGCCUCCGCCAGUACCUCAUUCUCGGUAGCGAUUUCUCCUUCUCCAGAGUGUACCUGUGGGACGACCUCACCCAGCGCUUUCAGCCCUUCCAGGAGCUCAACAUGAGGGCCCCGCGGGCGUUCAGCUUGGUUUCUGUCGACAACAAGGACAUCCUGCUGGCCGCCAGCUUCAAGGGCAACACGCUCGCCUACCAGCACCUGGUGGUGGAUCUCAGCGCCAAGUAGACGUGCCAAAGUCCGAGCGAAAGGAGGCGUUUUCUGAGCAUUUAUCAACGUGUGCCAAACAAAAGAAAGACUGCAAAAAUGUUUAAGCCAUGUAACUAAAGGUCUGCUGUUCCACCUGGUGUUUAAAGGGAGGCAACUAAUUAAAUGAUUAAUCUAUUUUUAUGCACUAUCUCUUAACAUGUGAAUGAAACGUGAUAAUGCCGAUCUUAGUGUCAUGUGAGUGCUUCAGCCACAUAUCUUAAGCCAGUUCCUUUUUUAUUUAUUUAAGUAUUAUAUCGAAUACUAAUGUGAAAAUGCAUGUGCAUCUACUGAAUUAUUCUCUGGAUGAGAGUGGAUGUUGUAAAGCUACGGAGGACACACACAGUGGGGUUUAAUCUGUGUAGCAUCUUGCAUGAUACGGCACAAAUGAUAUGUAAAAACAAGCAAUACGUAACCACACCGCAAUACUUUAAAAUCCUUCAUCUUUAUAUAUGAGGUAUGUUUUGGAUUUAAUGUUCGUUCUGCAAUAAUAACACAGGAUCAUGAGGCAUGAGUACAACUAAAGCGAGGGGCUUUAAAAUGGACUGAAAAUGUGAACUUAUUUUCUUUAUAAUUUAAGUUUUUAAAAGACAUAUUUGUCUUGUGAGGCGUGAUAGAAGAUUCUGGGAUCAGAGAAUGUGUAUUAAAGUUAUUAAAAGCUCUAAUCCUGUCCUUUGUUUUUAAAUGUACAGUCACAAACUGAGUUUAAGUGUCGCUGUGUACAUUUGCACAUGGAAGCGGGCGGGAACGGGGUGUGAUUAAAUGCAUCUUACGAGCCCUUAAAAGAAAAGUCCUGUGUCCUGUCUUAUGUCUUAAUGUGGUGCUGGUGGAGCAGAUUUAUGAGCUGCGUUAUUAUUUAAACUGUCUUGUUUUUCUUCC